This is a messenger RNA of Symbiodinium pilosum, 396 nucleotides long. The record is from the annotation of a GenBank genome assembly. NCBI's taxonomy places the organism in Eukaryota, Dinophyceae, Suessiales, Symbiodiniaceae.
AUGGGAGACACCAAGUGGGGCUUUGGCACGAAUUAUGGUCAUCGCACACUCCCAUUCAAGUGGCAUCACGCAGGAUACACCUACUAUGACGUGAACAGCAGUGUGAGGCCAUCUUUCCGGCCGCCCUCUCUGCCAGCAUACCGGGAUGAUUUCCUCCCGUUGGACACAGACUACCGGGAGCGUGAGCAGAAUAGUCGAUGGGCAAUGUCUUGCUACGGAUGCCAUCGCAAUCCUGCUUGGCAGGAUACACUGCGUGUGCCGCGCAAUCCAUUUGCAGGAAGCAAGCUCCAAGAGAUGAAGUACAUGCGUGAAUUUGCGGUCAAACCUCCAUCCUCUGCGCCGUCAACGUACCUCGCUGGCAAUUAUAAGAUUCGCGCAAGGCAAGUAAAAACUUGA